Molecule: messenger RNA, 2500 nt
Organism: Acipenser ruthenus (sterlet)
Lineage: Eukaryota; Metazoa; Chordata; Actinopteri; Acipenseriformes; Acipenseridae
Product: F-box only protein 21-like
Exons: 12
Coding region: 238-2241 (667 amino acids)
Molecular function (GO): DNA binding; protein binding
Source: RefSeq, a predicted model, not a curated record
AUACCAACGCAGGAUUUAAAAAAAAAGAUAUUUCAGCCCGUGAAAUUAGAGUUUGUUAUUUCUAGCAGCCUUUUUUUUUAAAUAACAAUAAAUAACAUUCGGUUAUACUUCCCUAAUUGCAUAUUUAUUUAUUUAUUUAUUUAUUUUAACAUGCACACAUCUGAAAAAUCCUACACACUUAUAGAUGGUCCCUUGAAGCCGCGCUGUCUUGCUUCAUAACACAGAUAACAGCAUUCAAUGGAGUGCGGCUGCUGCAUGAUGUCAUCCAGCUCAGGGAAGAUGGCUGCGUUGUGUGGCGGAGAUGGGUGCCUGGGAUUUACUGGGGAGAUUUCUGAUGCACAAGGGAAGAAACUGACCGAUCUGCCGGCAGAGUUACUCGAGUUUAUCCUGUGCUCCCCUGUUCUGAGUUACCUUGACAUAGCCAGCGUCUCUUGCAGCUGUAAGCGUCUGCACGAUGUCUGUCACGGCAGGGGGAAGGUCUGGGAACACCAGUAUAAACUCAGAUGGCCUAGGUUGCUGAAGUACUACCGGCAGCUGGAGUGCUGUGAUUGGCUGAAGGAGUUCCAAACACGCCAAUCCGUGGGACUGCAGAUCCGAAAAACCAUCGAGUCAUUUUCCAAGCGCUUCUUUGUGGAAGUCCCUUGCGUUGGCCAGGUUCUGGGGGACAGCUUCAAGGAGCUUGAGUCCCUGGGGGCCCCCGAGCACUUCUGUGAGGACGAGCUGAUCUCCAUCCUGAACUCUGACAAGAGGAAAAGCUUGACACUCAAGUACUAUGCAAAGAAAAUUCUUUACUUCCUCCGACAACAAAACGUCCUGAAGAGCCUGAAGGGCUUCCUAGGGAGAUCCCCAGACCAUCAUUCCCCCCUGGAGGGGGCUGUCCUGAUAGACCAGUACUGUAAUCCGCUGGCAGAAAUCUCCCUAGAGAGCAUCUCAGCCCAGCUGGAGGAGAUUACUGCCAAGAUCAAAAAGACCCUGCAGAUGAGAAACCCAACACACCCCAGCUUGAGAGUGGCAGAUGAGGAUCUGGAGGACCUGGUCCUGCAGAGGCAGGUUGUGUGUGCUCUGAACAGCGUCCUGUAUGAGCAGCUGCAGUACAAAGGAAACGAGAGCGACUACUACAACCCUCUCAACUCCUAUCUGCACCAGGUGCUGACCCGGCGCACAGGUAUUCCCAUCAGCCUGUCUGUGCUCUACCUGACGCUGGCAAAGAAGCUGGGGGUGAAACUGGAGCCAGUGAACUUCCCCAACCACUUCCUGCUGCGCUGGUGCCAACGAAGCGAGCGGAGUUCGGAUAUCUAUGAUUACGUUUACAUUGACGCCUUCGGGAAAGGCAAGCAGCUGACGGCGAAGGAAUGCGAGUACCUGAUUGGCCACCAGGUGACAUCGGACUAUUACAGCGCGGUCAGCACCGAGGAGAUGCUGCUGAGGAUGGUGGGAAACCUCCUCAAUAUCGGCAAGCGAGGAGAAGGCAGCGAGAAGUCCUACCAGCUGCUGAGGGACUCACUGGAUCUCUACCUCACCAUCAACCCUGAUAACGUCCAGUACCUGCUGCUGCAGGCCAGGCUGUACUUCCACCUGGGGAUCUGGCCUGAGAAGGUAAGGCCUGCUCCAGGGCAGGUGAGCGAUGUUAUGUUGUUCCUCUCCCCACAGGUCCUGGAUAUUCUCCAGCACAUCCAGGCCCUGGACCCGUCUCAGCACGGCGCUGUGGGCUACCUGGUGCAGCACACCCUGGAGCACAUCCAGCACAAGAGCCACCCGGCUGAGCCUGAGGUCAAGAGAAGAAGUGACAAGGAGAACCGGGAGGUGCAGUACUCCACGGGGCUCAUCAUGAGACACAAACGGUCUGGUUAUAACUGUGUGGUUUACGGCUGGGAUGCCAAGUGCACCAUGGGUCUGGAGUGGAUUACCACCAUGAGGGUUCACCAGCUGCCAAACGGACCCAACCAGCCCUUCUACAACGUGCUGGUCCCAGACGGCACCUCCCGAUACGCGGCACAGGACAACCUAGAGCUUCACCCCUCGCCGCUGGAAAUCUCCCAUCCCGAGGUGGGACGCUACUUUUCCGAAUUCAGGGACUCCCACUACACGGAUAACGAGCAACUGCAGAUCUGCUACCCCGAGGACUUGGCUCACACCACUAGGAUAACACAGGAGCUCUACAGCACCCUGUCCACCGGCUCUGAGCAGGAGGGACCAGCAGAGCCACAGAUGCACCCUGCAGUGAAGAGUCAGAGCCACUGACUCGGGCUGCUCUGCUAGCCAAGACUGACACGCAACUUGCCAACGACUCAGUGCCAAGAACCAUUUUUAUGUUGUAACCACAUGACAACCUCUCCCCUUUACCCUGUUCAUGGAACGGUUUUGAUAAAGUUACCUCGGCAAGUCCUUCUCCAGUACCUGCACUUAUGAAAAGACACUUUUAAAAUGUUUCUUUCUCCUUUGAUGUUGGAGGUGAUUUGUUUCUCUUCAAUCUUCAAUUAAAACCUGCAGUAAAUACAAA